AUGGUUGGGAGCAUGAUUGCCCCACCGACAACCUUCGCUGAGGCGGGCGUACCGCUCCACACUAGGCUGCUCAGGGCCGUGGAGUCUGAUGGGCAGGCUAUUGCGCCGACGCCGCUGCUCAUUCGGGUGCUGCGCCGAACAGCGUCUGACUUUGCCGAUGUUAUCGUUGACGGCCGCUGCGCAACGGGCACUCAUCAGGUGGGCAGUGCCGCUGCUGUUUGGGUCCACAACGAAAAGGUUAGAGCUAACGCCUCGUCAGCAGCGGGGCUCUCUUCAACAUUGCCACAGCAGAGGACAAAGGGGAGCAGUCCCUCAUCUCGGGGCGCCACAGACGCGGACGGCAGCUGUGCGAUGCCGCUGUACCGCACCGAGGCGGCGCUCAGCGAGUGCCGCUCACUUCUUGUUCUGUACACACUGCACUGCCUCCUAAGUGCUACUCAGGAACCGAAUUUGGACGCUGGCGGCGGCAGCAAUGCUCAUGUCCGCGCGGAUGCGGAUGGUCGUGUGCAGGAGGUGCCACUCGCCGCGCGUAACUGGGCACCGGAAGUGUCCAUCGUCGUUGCCGAGACCGAGGCGAGUGCGGUGGAGCUGCACCGCAUGUGCACCUCUCUCGGAGAAGCCUGCGGGCUGCGUUUGAAUACUGUGUUGCAGAAUGGUAACGAGCCCCCCGCAUCCCUCGUGCUGUCGCCUGCUAUGUCGACAGAGAAGAACGCGGCGAAUCCUGAGGUCAGCGCAGCACCAGCUGCUGAGAGCGAAGCCGAUAAUGAUGAAGACAGCGGCGGUAGAAGCAGCAGCGCCAAGAAAACGACUUCAGCGGGUGAGUGGCCGUACUUAGCUUCCAUCGUUGUAACAACUGCGCACGGGUUUCUGAGCUGGAACUUAAGUGCGCUGCUGAACGCUGGCGUGGACGUCGCUGUUGCCGGCAGUGGUGCAGCCAUGGCGGAUGCCGAUUCGGCGAAGGACGCGGUCAACACGGGUGCUACAGCGGCCGCUGCGGCUUCUUCGAGUCCUCACAUGCGGCGCGUGCACCCCCACAUUGUAUCGGUUGUGGUGGAGGAGAUGGGAGGGGCGAGUGUGACCUCUCCGAUGGGGGUCGAUAAGGCAGUGCAACAGUGGCGCGAGGUAUACCACACCCUGUACGCGACGGUGCUGCGGCAGAACUCGCGCUACGCUUCAACGGCGCACCUGCACGCUCACUAUAUGUGGGUCUGCCGCGGACCCGUCUCUCACCUGCCUGCGUCGCUACGGCAGUGCUUUAGCCGGCGCAGUCGGCGGUACUACCAAAUCCAGCCCUCAACGUACAUUAGUCCCUUGACCGUUUCCCUCAUGCCGCACCCGCACGAGGGGCUGAGCUCGCCAGCUGAGUCGCUUGGCAUACGCCUCGUAUUGUCGCAGAGUCAGCUCGACAAGGAGGCGCAGCUGCGUCGCAUCGUGACGGACCGAAGCGGUCUCUUUCACCGUGUGCUGCUGCUCACGCACAACAAGGAGGUUUCCCAGCUCAGUGCGCUGAUCACCAGCUGGGGCGUGUCAAAGGAGGCGCCCACCGCAUCAACGGUGUCGGCCUCCUCCUCCAACAGUGUUGUGUUCACCCGACGCAUGGACAGCUUAGGCGCUCAACAGCAGUGCCACACAGCAUACCUGCAGAGCUGCGAGGCGGCGGAGCAGGUCUUGCCAACCGCGGCGUCGUCGUCGCCACCACCAUACUCCUCCCCUGUCGUCGUCACUCUCGUUGCGUGGGACGCGCUAACGUCACUCGACAUAAUGGACGUGGACGUUAUUAUCCAGUAUUACCCUCCUCAGAAGUCGCUGACAGACCAGGAGUGGGCGGAGUUUAUCCAGGUCCUGCACACCACUGUCGACGGGGAGCGCGAGAUCGAGCUUUCGCUUCGGCAAAACCGCAACAUCAAGGAAGAGACCAUUCAGGAGAAGCUUCAGCAGCUGCGGGAGUACACUACUACGAGAGCAGCGGAGAGAUCUGAGCCACCGCAGCGUCCGCUGCCGGUGCUUGUGACCCUGAUGUUGGCAGCGGACUUUACCCUCUCUGCUUACUUUCUUCACCAAUACAUGUACAGCGGUGCGACCGGCACCCUGACCCGCGCCGCCACGGCUACGUCGCUCGCGUCCACCGGCCCGGCUCCUGGCCGCCCGGGUGCGCAGGAGCCCGUUGAGUAUCCGGUUCCGGUGCUAGACAUCUCUCCCAAGCAUCCAUACUUUAUUCCACUAGUUUGCGGUCACACCGGUGACGUCGAGUGGCCAGCAACGGCACCUGGUUCACCGCCGCGACCGCGCGCCGUCACGGCUGGCGUCAGCGGCACUGAAGCAGGCCUUGUGUCAACGCUCACGUCAGGCGAGGUGAUUACAGUGAAGAGAGUCCUGGUGGCGAAGUUGCAGAAGGAGCAACGGCGGCUCGACUCCUUCGCCAACUUAUCGGGCACGGGUUCUGAGACUAACGGCAUGGGCUUCUCAGGAAAUUUCUCUGUUGCUGCCACCCCGUCAUCGGCGCAGCUCUUGGCGCAGGGUAGGGUUACUGUAGCUGGCACCGCUACCAGUGGGGGGAGCGCCAGACUCAACUCCACCGGCAGCAGCGGUAGUGCCGCUGGAAGUCGAAGAGUCAGCAGCGCUGAGCGCAACUCCUUCACAAAGUUGGUAAGAAAUGCUGGAGUAGCUGCGAUAAACUACGCAGCCAGCCCCACCACCGGCGCCAGCGACGUGCGAGCAAAUAGCCGCGCAGGCAACAGUGCGAGCACUGGUGCGGUGGGCGGUGGUGGCGGCAACAAGAAUAACAACCAGCGUCAGCAUCAGCAGGGUGGGGGCGGUGGUGGCAAGGAGCUCCCUUUAUCCGCUCCAAGUAGCGGUGGCGGUCGCAAUAGAAGUGGCAACAGGAACGCACGCCUCUCGGCACCGCAGAACAGCAGUACUGGGGACCGCAGUGGCAACAAUGGGAAGGACGGCAUCAAUUCGAGAAGUAACGGCGGCCUGAGCAGCAGCAACGGUGGUGGUGGCGCCUCCUCCAACACCUUCGCCGCUGCUGCUGGCGUCGCCAAGACAUUAGGCAGCGCAGCCGCGCCUGGAAGCGCUGGGCGGAGUGACAGUGGCAGCAAGGAGGACGGUAAGGGCAAUACGAUGGCACGCAGUCUGUCAACGAGCAAGUCCGCUGCCUUGGACUCUAGUGCGGCUUACUCUGGGGCGAAAGGUGUUGACAGCAGUAGUGGCGGUUAUGGGAAAGUUAGCGCCAACAAGCGUCGCUCCCGCAACACGCGAGCAAAAAAGAAGCAACAACAGCAGCUAUCAUCAUUGAGUUAA
Leishmania braziliensis MHOM/BR/75/M2904 is the source of this 3303-nucleotide messenger RNA. RefSeq lists its product as hypothetical. The transcript has a single exon. The record is from RefSeq and is a predicted model, not a curated record. The coding region runs from base 1 to 3303 and encodes 1100 amino acids. NCBI's taxonomy places the organism in Eukaryota, Euglenozoa, Kinetoplastea, Trypanosomatida, Trypanosomatidae.